Messenger RNA from Salarias fasciatus (jewelled blenny), 3094 nucleotides. RefSeq names its product RNA binding motif protein 15 (gene rbm15). The transcript has a single exon. Lineage: Eukaryota; Metazoa; Chordata; Actinopteri; Blenniiformes; Blenniidae. Gene Ontology annotation, molecular function: RNA binding. The coding region runs from base 152 to 2692 and encodes 846 amino acids. The record is from RefSeq and is a predicted model, not a curated record.
GGUAAUCUUUACAAAAUGGCGACUGUUGUUGUUUUGCCGCAGGGUCACUGAAUAAAUCCGUUUUUCAUCCCUGUAAUAUUCUGCAUCGGUGGGCAGAAACACCCCCCAGCACAGGUCAAGCGCCCUACGGGUCGUCUCCGAGCGGACUGAGAUGAAAGGUAAAGAGCGGUCACCGAUUAAAAAACGCUCCCGGGCCUUGGAUGAUAUUCGAGACCGGGGAGGAUGCAAGAAAAUGGGGGCUCUGUCCGUCUCCAGCGGGAGCAACAACGGGAACAGUUCCGUCAAAAGCGACGGCGGCUCCACGCGACGGAGCCUGCUCGGGGAAAAGAGGGACCGGGACUUCGACGGGCACAGUCGGGCUGGGAACAACCACAGCUGUCAGGCGGCGGCGGCUGGCUCCGUCGGUAAGAACCACAGCCUGAGCCUGACGCUGGAUUUAGCCUCGGCUAGGACCGCCUCGCGGGGGGAGCCGCGCGUGCAGCCGCCGAGCGCCGAGAGUGAGUACAAGACGCUGAAAAUCAGCGACCUGGGCACGCAGCUGAGCGACGAGGACAUCGAGGACGGCCUCUUCCACGAGUUUAAGAAAUUCGGCGACGUGAGCGUGAAGAUCAGCCGCAGCAACGACGAGCGGAUCGCCUUCGUGAAUUUCAGAAAGCCGGAGGACGCGCGAGCCGCGAAGCACGCGCGGGGCCGGCUCGUGCUGUACGACCGGCCGCUGAAGAUCGAGGCCGUGUACAUCAACCGGAGGAGGAGCCGCUCCCCGGUGGAGAGGGAGCUGUACGGCGCGGCCCCGGCGCACAGACACUUGCAGAGACCGCUGUCGCCCACCGGGCUGGGAUACCGGGACUACCGGCUGCAGCAGCUGGCUCUGGGGCGGCUCCCCCCGCCCCCGCCGCCCCCCCUGCCCCGGGACCUGGAACGGGACCGGGAAUUCGCCCUGUUUGAGGCCAGGACUCGUCCGGCUUUCAUCGCAGAGCGGGCCGCUUUCCGCGAGGAGGAUUUUAUAUCACCCGAGGAUGACCAAAGAGCCAACAGGACGUUGUUUUUAGGAAACCUGGACAUUAAUGUGACGGAGGCGGACCUGAGGAGGGCUUUUGACCGCUUUGGGGUCAUAACUGAGGUGGACAUCAAAAGACCAUCGCGUGGACAAACCAGCACAUAUGGAUUUCUUAAAUUUGAGAACCUUGACAUGGCUCACCGUGCUAAGCUCAGCAUGUCUGGCAAAAUAGUGGGCUGCAAUCCAAUAAAGAUAGGCUAUGGAAAAGCAACACCCACCACACGCCUGUGGGUGGGCGGGCUCGGACCCUGGGUUCCAUUACCCGCUCUGGCGAGAGAGUUUGACCGUUUUGGCACCAUAAGGACCAUUGACUACCGGAAGGGGGACACGUGGGCCUACAUUCAGUAUGAGAGUUUGGACGCCUCUCAGGCUGCGUGCACGCACAUGAGGGGCUUCCCGCUGGGAGGCCCAGACAGACGCCUCCGGGUGGACUUCGCAGACACUGAGCAUCGAUACCAGCAGCAGUUCUUGCAGCCUCUCCCGAUCCCACCUUUUGACAUGGUGGCCGAGUCGUUUGUUCACCGCGCCACGCCUGAACCCCUCCGGGUCAGGGAACGGACUCCACCGCCGCUGCACUUCAGGGAGAGAGAGCUCUUUCCCGGGGCCGAGUGGCCCAACCCAGCUAUCCGGGAGCGGGUACGCGCCUCGCCCUUUGAGCCGCUGGAGCAUUUGGAGCGAGAGCGGCGGGCCCGGGAGCCCUGGUCUUUGGAACGAGAGCUGCAGGCACGAGAACCCGCACGGAAGCGGCGGCUGAUGGAGGACGGACGUCAUCUGGACCACUCGCCCGACAGCACAGAAAGGACAGUGAGGCGCAGACACGUGUCUCCGGACGGCAGCCCCGGGGGCAGCAGCAGAGACGGGGGACGCUUCAGUGACUCGGAGCGACCUCUGCGGGGCGAGAGAGCCUCGCCAGUACGAGAACGGCGUGGUAGCAUUGAAAGAAGCGGUGCUGAACGGAGACUGAAAGGCCAGAGCCUCUCUGACAAAGGACCAUCGAGCAGCACCAUUUCGGUUGUUGGAGAGCGCAAGCGCAAAGCCUGCGAAGGCGGUAAAGGGCCGGUCAAGAGAGAACGUUCUGAGAACAGCUCAAAGGGAGGCCCCCCAUCCAAAACGGACAACACGAAACUCGGCCUGGCCUGGCAAGGCAUGCUGCUGCUGAAAAACAGCAACUUUCCAGCCAACAUGCACCUGCUGGAAGGCGACCACAGCGUGGCCAGCGACCUGCUCGUCGAGAGCUCCACGGGGAGGCAGGUGAGCGAGCUCAAGAUCACGCAGCGUCUCCGCCUGGACCAGCCCAAGCUGGACGAGGUGUCCCGUCGCAUCAAGGUGGCCGGCCCCAGCGGCUACGCCAUCCUGCUGGCCGUUCCCGGCGCCACGGAGGAUUCGUCUUCGUCCGACCCGGCGGCCUCCACCCAGCGGCCGCUCCGCAACCUGGUGUCUUACCUCAACCAAAAGCAGGCGGCUGGAGUCAUCAGCCUGCCUGUGGGCGGGAGCCGAGAUAAAGACAACACGGGGGUCCUUCAUGCUUUCCCUCCCUGUGAUUUCUCCCAGCAGUUCCUGGAUUCUUCAGCCAAAGCUCUGGCAAAAAGCGAGGAGGACUAUCUGGUUAUGAUUGUGGUUCGUGGAGCCUCGUAAAAAAAAAAAAAAAAAAAAAAAAAAAAUACACUAAGUUCAAGUUGUAAAAAAAAAGAAUCUGCUGUAUGUCAGUAACUAUUGCAUGCUGUGUUCUGCAUCAAGGGGUACACUAGUAUGGGUCCUUAGUUUUUGUAUGUUGCCAUGUAAUCCACUGAAAGGACAAACAGCCCUCCGAUAAAACUAAACAGGUCACGUGUUUUUGGACGUACUUUUCAAAAGGUCAAUGAUUUGCAAAAAAAAACGUUUCCGACAGAUAUCCGUUAAAAGGUUCAGUACACAGAGAAAUGUGUAGGAGUUAAAGUCGACAUUUCACUGCGUUUUAUGUUACUGUUUUUACAAAAAAAAAAAAAAAAAGGUUUUCAAGUUUCACCACAAACAUAAGAAACAAAGGAGCUCGGAUUG